AUGAGGAUAAGGGGUUCCGAAGAUUACGUUCUCCAAAAUAAACGUUACAUUUUCCUCUCUCUUGCCAUUCCUAAGUCAAAGCCGUUGCGCCAGUACCGCAUGAAGAAGACUUCAUCUGUAGAAAAUUUUGUUACUCCUACUAUAUACUUUAAUUAUUACUACAUUCGCUUUAGCAAAAAAUCGGUCAAGUGCGAGUCCAGUCAGCACACGAAGGAUUCCGGGUCCUGCGCUUUAACUAUUACCAGUCGUUGUGAAGAAGUGUUCCGUGGGACUUUAAUAGUGAAAGGAAUAGAGAAUGCUCUCAUAUUUGCGCGCAUUCUUAUCCACUAUAACAUCUCCUACGCGAUGGCUAAUCUCAUUAAGAUUGGCCUCCGGUCUGGUCAAAUCGGUCAA
Messenger RNA from Brenthis ino (lesser marbled fritillary), 393 nucleotides. The record is from the annotation of a GenBank genome assembly. NCBI's taxonomy places the organism in Eukaryota, Metazoa, Arthropoda, Insecta, Lepidoptera, Nymphalidae.